Candoia aspera is the source of this 846-nucleotide messenger RNA. RefSeq names its product adenine phosphoribosyltransferase-like. Gene Ontology annotation, molecular function: adenine phosphoribosyltransferase activity. The transcript is spliced from 5 exons. NCBI's taxonomy places the organism in Eukaryota, Metazoa, Chordata, Lepidosauria, Squamata, Candoiidae. The record is from RefSeq and is a predicted model, not a curated record. The coding region runs from base 9 to 773 and encodes 254 amino acids.
AGCCUGAAAUGCUUCUCUCUCUUUGCCCGUCUUGUGCCCCAUCCCCUGGCAACAGAGGCCUCACAGGUGGUACCAGUGCUCUGCCCAUGGACCUGAAGACGAUCCCAGCCUCCAGAGAGCAGGGCUGGUAUUUGAAGCUGAUGGCCCCCAACGUCAAGGGCCCGACCUACGCCUGGCUGGACCCCUCCCGCCUCUACUGCCACCAUCAGGCCUUGCACGACUGCAUCGAAGACUUGGUGCGACCCUUUCAGAACGAUGCCAUCGACCUGGUGGCUGGAAUUGAUGCCAUGGGCUUCAUCCUGGGUGCUGCCAUUGCCGUCACCCUCCGAAAAGGCUUUGUGGCCAUUCGCAAAGUCGGCCACCUCUGUGUCGAGACCAUCACCCAGGCCUACAGGGACUACUCAGCCCGUGACAAAGUGAUGGAAGCCCGCACAGACGCCAUCAGCCCAGGCCUGCAGGUGCUGCUGGUGGAUCAGUGGGUGGAGACGGGGGGGACCUUGCAAGGCGCCAUCCAGCUGGUGGAAAGGCAAGGCGGCGUGGUGGCAGGCAUCGCUGCCAUCUGCAUUGAGGAUAGUGAUGGUGGCCGCUGGCUCAAGUCCCACUAUAAGUGGUCCCACUGCAUCCCCCCUCACCUGAUGCCCCAGUUCAACGCUCACCAGUUGGACUCCUUCCAGGCUUUCCAGUCCGGCCCCCCGAGCGAGCAGCAGCUGCAACGGCACCCAAGCCAUGUCCUCGCCCCGGCACACCUGGGGGUUGGCAGCACCCCUGCUUAGCCUGUGCCCUCUGUGCCCCCGGCAGACCCUUCCCCGUGCCUGAGAGGAUUUUCCUUUGUCCGCCGAGCAGCUU